Molecule: messenger RNA, 6491 nt
Organism: Mya arenaria
Lineage: Eukaryota; Metazoa; Mollusca; Bivalvia; Myida; Myidae
Exons: 11
Coding region: 1-1209 (402 amino acids)
Source: RefSeq, a predicted model, not a curated record
AUGGCGGCUUGCACAGAAAAGCCAAAAGUUCUUGUUUUAGGAGGUACUGGCUUUAUUGGCAGAAAUUUUGUCCAGUUUCUGAUAAAGAAUGACCUGGCAAGCAAGAUCCGGGUUUGUGAUAAGGUGCCUCCACAAAUGGCCUGGAUGAAUGCCUCACACAAGGAGUGUUUUGCAAAUCCACUAGUUGAAUUCAAGCAUGCAAACCUGAUCAGUGCAAGCUCCAUGGCUGGCGUGUUUACUACAGCAGGUGGAGAAUUCGAUCUGGUCAUAAAUCUGGCUGCAGAGACCAAGUAUGGUCAGUCAGAUAAGGUGUACAGUGAAGGAAUUGUGAAACUUAGCCUAAAUUGUGCCCGGGAGGCAGCCAAGCGUGACGUUGGUUUCUAUAUUGAGAUGUCUUCUGGACAGAUGUCCACCAGUGAUAAGAAGGCAAUGCGAGAGGACAUGAAGGCAGAGCCAUGGACAAACCUGGCUAACCACAAACUCGAGGUAGAGAAAGAGCUGCAGAACAUUCCUGGUUUAAAGUACUCCAUAAUAAGGCCAGCUAUUGUGUAUGGUUUGGGAGACAGGCAUGGCCUAGCCCCAAGACUCAUCAUUGGUGCAAUAUACAAAUACAUCCAACAGAAAAUGAAGAUGCUGUGGACGAAGCAGCUACGUAUGAACACCGUGCAUGUUGAGGACGUGUGUCGGGCCAUGUGGCACGUGUUGUUGCUAGGACAGUCUGGACAUGUGUACAAUGUGGUGGACAAGGGGGAGACAACACAGGGGAUGAUCAGUGAUCUAGUUGCCCAGGUGUUUGGGAUACCAUACGAGUUCCUUGGGUCUGUCAAGUCAAACCUUGUGCGUGUGAACAUGUCCGGUGUGGUUGAGGAUAUCAACGAUAAACACAUGGCCCCCUGGGCAGAGGCGUGCACCAAGGAUGGUAUCACAAACACGCCUCUAAAUCCCUUCAUUGAUCAGGAGUUACUGUACAACAAGCCAGUGUAUUUAGAUGGCAGUAAGCUGGAAGAGACUGGCUUUACAUAUGAUACUCCAAGCUUACAAGUGACCCAUCUACAACAGAUUCUGGAUGACUAUUCAAAAAUCCACCUUUUCCCACAAUGCCUCUUAUCAGGGAAAACCACUCUCAGUGAUCAAUUGCCUGAUCUGGAUAUCAGCGAUGAUUUACCUCCCCUGGAAGAUUUGAAUAUUGCCAAUGGCAAUGACUCUUGAUCAGCAUACGCUUGUUUUCGGAAAAUCUGUUGGAAAAGAGUUGGAUUUAAAUGAGCUGAAAGAAAAUCUAAACAUGUGUAUCAUACAUAAAAGAGUAUUUUAAGUCAUGCAACGUAUCGUAAUAAGUUGUAUUCUAAUGAUGUUUUACAUAUUUCUGUGGUGUUAGGUGUCUCAAUUUCUUUUGAUGAACUAAUGUGACUGGGAAUGGUUGUCAAUAAUUGUUCAUAGGCAAUAUAGUGAUGGAUAAAGUACAUUUUGCUCAAUGGGUGUAAAACACUGAUGUGUUCUACAUUACUUUGUCAUAAAGAGAUGCUUUAUCAUCUAAAACAAUCCGUAUCAUUCUGAUCAAUUUUGAAAAGCACCCAAGGGCUAGUUUGUGUUGUAAAGUCUGUCUGGAAUUUACCAGGAAUAUUUGUAAAUUUCGCUAGUCUUGUAUUCUACAAUUAAUUAUUUAAACAAUGAUAUAUACAUGGACAGCUGCUCUUGUAUUCUACAAAAUCGCAAAAGUCAAGCAAGCUGAAAUUAAUUAGAUUUAUUGACUGCUGGAAAUAAAAAAAGCUACUAUUUAUAGGAAUAUGUUUUUAUGGUUUUGGCUUGAACAGACAUAAGUAUUUGCACAUAUGAAAUGUUUCUGUAAUUCAGGACUCAGUUUUGAUCAUAAAAUAUUGAAACCGUAAAAAUUAUACAAUGUGUUUCCUGAUUCAUUGUGACACAAUAGCCUAAUGCGCAUACACUAAGCAUUUUCGCAAAACAACGCGAACGGAAUAGUAUGUUUUUCGUCGAGUUUAAAUGCUUUUGUAAAAAAAAGUAUAGUUAUUCCGAUGUAACAAAUUUUAAGGUAUAAAAUAAAAAUAAUUACUCUGUUAGUCUAUAGAGAUGUUGAAUUGUAUGCCUGCGUACAACGAACUAAGACCUAGACAAGCAAACCCAAACUGUCAACUGAAUAACAUUGUAUUUCCCUAUGUAUCGGUCAUGUGGAGUGGCUAAUAAGCUCUGUACUCAUGUUUAUAUUUGCUGCUCUGUUGUUGUGUUUUGAAGAGAAUUAAUGAAGUAUUAUAUUGUUGUUAACAUAAGCCAUCUGGUUCAAGUGUUUAAUUGUUUUCGAUAACAUUUGAAUCUUAAGAGAUAUUAAAAUGAAACUUUUUAUCCCCGAUGAUAAUUAGCAUAUAUUGAUGUGGAUGAUUAUCACUCACUCUUGCUCAAAUAUUUCAUUGGUCUUAUUUUUAAGAAAUUAAAACCAGACUUGCAUUUUCAUCCACUUGUUGUACUUCUGCAGCCAGUUGUAUAUCACUUGGAUAAGUUGUUUACUGGUUAUAUUUAGUAUUGUUUUCUCAUUUAAACGAUAUGAUUGGUUUAGUAAUAGACACUUUGACCAAGUCAAAAAAUCAGCAGCCAACUGUAAAGUACUUGGAUACCUUGUCGACAGGUUAUCUUGAAAACAAAAACAUGAUUUGAGCUCAGAUAAAAAAUAUAAGCGCUAUUUUGGCGCUGUUUUAACUGGGGAAUUUGCGGCCAUGUAGCUUUUAAUUGAAAAAAACAACAACACAUUAACAUGGGCUUAUAUUUUUUUAUCUUUACACUAAUCCUGUGCUUUGUUUUGAUCAUUAAAGUCAACCGAGUUAAACAUAUGAAUGCAUUAUAUUUUAAAAAAAUCAUUUUGCAUCGGCCUAUAUUGUCCCCCUUUAAAUUUGCACAUUUUAAAUGAUUUGAUUGGUUGACAUUAUAUUUUGGAUAAAUAUUUACCAAUCGAUAAACAUUUUUGCUAACUUUGACAUAAAUAUUAACAAGUAUUAUAGAAUUGGCUGCGGCAGUGUUUGUUGUUAUCAUUUAUAUAAAUUGUAUUAUUGUGAAGUUGUCUGGUUGUUUGUGGAAAGGUUAAUAAUAUAUUAAGUAAUAAUGUUGGUACUAUUGUUCUCACCUGGUGAUUUUGUAAGUCAUGCAUUAUCUGAUGUUGUCAAUUGUUUUGUUUUCUAUUUAGAUUUUAUUUGCCUGCGUGUUGCUCACUGGUGCAUUAUAAAAAAUAUGACGGUGUCCGUGAAAAAAAAUGUGAAUUUAUAUAGUUUGUUUAUUUUAGUUGUUUUGCAAUUCCUUCAUUGAAACACCUUUAUGGUCAAAAGAUAUGUGUUACCUUUUUGUGUGUAAUAGUUUUCGUUGUUUAUUAUUGUUGGGAACUACUGCCAAUAUUACUUUUCAAGAUGUUAUGAUUCAUUAUCAUUGUUUGUUUAUAUUUGUAAUCAUCUAACGUUGGAGACUUUGAAAAUGCUUUACCGUGGCAUAGGAAGUUGUGCUUGACAUUUUUCAUGAAGAUAACACAAUCAUAGAACAUUCAGAGAUAAAUCUUCGCUUCAAUUUAAACAUGAAUGAUUUAGUAUAAUUCACUUAAAACAAAAUUGUUUUCCGGUUGAACAUCGUUUCUAUUAUAUCCUCAGUCUGUAAUUCGAUUUAAAAAGCUUGAGAUAGAGUCAUGGCCUUGGCAACAUCAUCGUCAAUGACGUCGGCGAAAGACUAAAACAUUUACCUCGACAAUUACUCAUACACAAGAUGCUUGAAUGAAACAUGUUACACUUGUUGCCAAAGAUAAAAUGUACAUUUGAAGCAAGGUUUGUGACUCUGACUAAAGCAGUAUCCCUUGUUUAACUAAUAAAUAAACAAGCAUGGGUGUUCGUUCCGAGGCGCUCCGUGACGCUCUUGUAUUUUACAUUAUGUUCACUACUUGCAAAAGUAAAAAAGGCUAAAUUAUUAAUUGUAAUUCCCCUCUUGCUUAUCUUUAAAAUUGAACUAGUUUUACAUCCUUUUGAAUCAGUUGUAUUUUUACACAUAUCUAGAUGGGGUUACGCUGUUCAACUGACAAGUUGUACCGACUUAAGGCUGUUUUUUGACAGACUGCAUGUUUAGCAGUUUCGGAUAUAUUUUACGUUUUUAGUUAUUAUUCUGUAUACAUUAUUUACAUGUAUGCUAUGAAACUCAUACUUGACAUUUGCUUCGUAAUGUUUUAUUAUACACAUUCCAUUGACCAAAGAUAACUCACAAAAUCCUUUCCAAAGGUAGAUUUUGUGGACAGUAUUUGUUAAGAAAAUAUGCAGAAAAAAUGAACUUUUGACGGUGGUAUUUGUUUCAUAAUAAAGGUCAAUUCAACCCAAUUACCAUUCCGGUCUAGUGUAUUAUCUCUGUCCGGUCCUUUAUUGCCCACUUUUAUUUCGUAUUAAAUGAAAUUAACGGAAUAAACGACGAGGUGUACACCUUAUUUCCGUAUCAUCUGUAAUAUUCGCUUUUUGUACACAUUACGUCAGGACCCUAUCUGCCUGUUUUUUUAGCUCUACUGGCCAAAGGCCAGAAGAGCUUAUGCGAUGGUAAUGUGUACGUAGUAUGUGCGUCCGUGCGUCUGUAAACAAUUUCUUGUUAACGCGAUACAGUCUUCAGUUUUUAUUGUAUCUCGAUGAAACUUGUACAGUAUUUAUAUAUCAAUUAGAGCUUGGUUCCUUUCGAAACGCAGCCAUAUCCGCCAAUGAAUGCCUAGAUUAUGGGCCUUGAAAGUUUUAAAGAAAUGCUUUCUAUUUUUAGGCAGGUCUGCAUGAGCGAAUUCUAUUUUUUACUAAGUUUACAUGUACAUGUAAAUUAAGGGAGACAAUUUGCAAGUCUAGGAUUAAGGGAGACAAUUUGCUUUUUGCUUCUGCAGUUGAUUUUGUGAAAAAACUCUGCCUUGUUCUUGUUGAAGGCCCAAAGGCUUUGAAUGUUUGUUUAAGUUAUGCACCUGGUGUCAUUCCUGGCCACGCCCAGGGUUCACAGGUUUGGUAAACUUAAAUCGGGAAAGGUUUGAAAAUCGUUUUGUGUGUUCGUGCAUCCAUCUCAGCACAAUUGAUUGUGAAUGUUUGUUCAAAUUGAUCAAUGUUGUCUUAGGAUGCCCUUGACUUUGACCUUUUGACCAACUUUAUUUAAUUUUUAAAACUACAGAAAUUACUGUAUUACUAUGAGUACAGUUUUGAAAGCAUUUUUUUGUCAGAUGACUUUUACUUGGCACAUAUUAAAAUAGUUCAUGUAACUAAUCUGCUUACAAUACUUUCUCGACUCAGAUGCUGAACGUGCAACGUUUUCUUGUAAACCAAACACAAAACAUAAACUAUAUGUCUGUUGCCUUUUACCCAUACAUACGACAUGCUCUUGAUUGAUAUGACCACAAAAGCCAUGCCAGUAGAGCAUAGGCCCUUUUGGGCCUCUUGUUUUUACAUAUAAUUGCAUAUUGUCAUGAUGUCUUAAAAAUGUCAUAGCUUGACUAAAUCUUUUUGUUUGUAAAUGGGAUAAAGUCAGGUUGUAAACCCACAAAUGAUCAGUCUUAUUUGUAUGCCUUGAUAUAUACUAACUUUUAAUUUAACCAUUUUUCUGUCCAUUUAUGAUAUAUUAAAAUAAUAUCAAUAUAUAUCAUGGCAUAUUGUCAGGAUGUAUACAAAAAAUUCUAAGUCUGGACCAAAAUGCUUGUUUGUAAUAUAUACUGGAUAUAGUCCAUUACGUACAUUACGAUGUACCAAAAACCAAAUUUGCUUAUUUGGAAUAUAUAAUGGAUAUAUUCAGGCUAUAUACAAAAAAAACCUUGCCUAUUUAGGAUAUUUAUUGGAUAAAGUCAGGCUGUACAAAACAUGUUAUGUCUGAAAUGAACUUGCUUCUUUGUGGUCUAAAAUGGCAUAUUGCAUUCUAAACAUGAUAAGUCAGGACCAAAAUUAAUUGCUUAUUUGUGAUAUGAAGCGCGGUUUAUUAUAAUGACCUUAACAAUAAAUGUACUUGAUAAAACGUAUAAAUGCAUAGUAUGCCAAAUUUGACCAGGCUUAAAUGGAUCAUAUCGAAUUGGUUAGUGGGCUGAAUCGACCCUGAUAUCUUGUAACAAAGAAAAAUCAUUUUUGAAAUCAUAACAUCUCUUUAGAGCAUGGUUGUACUUUUUUCUUUGACAUAUCAAUUGUUCAUAGCUCGUUUGCUCAAUUAGGCAGAAAUUAGAUAGGUGAAUAGAAUAUGUUCAUAUGUUAUGCCAAUUUGUAAACAACUCUUUGCCCUGUAUCUUUGAAGAGUUUUUUUUUCUUGAUAGAGACUAUUAAAUUAUGGCAAUAUUUUUUUUAAACAAAAAUAACUUAAGCAAAAGACACAAAUACUGGUUUAAAUUAUGAAAAAUAAGGAAAAUCAAUUCUACAAAUAUGUAUCCGUUGUUGAAUAUUGUGCUCAUUUUAUUGUAUUGUUUAUUAAUCAGUGAUGUUGAUUAAAUUUAGUUGAACAUUUGAAUAAAGCUUUAAUUACGGUUA